AUGCGAGGCGUCCGUCGCCCGCCUCGCUCGGCGGGACGUGCCAAGACAUCGCAGGCGGACCCUUCGUUGGCACAGAUCCGAGAGUUCUUCCAUCUUCCCGUUGAGGAGGCCAGUGAGCAGCUUGGUGUCAAUAAAUCUAAGCUCAAGCGGCUCUGUCGGGAGAAUGGAGUGUCACGUUGGCCUCAGCGCAAGCUCCAGUCCCUUGUCGCGCUGCGCCAGCACAUACAGAACGAUGACCGCCUGCUUCCACACGAUCGGCAGGCGGUGCUGUCGAGGUUGGAGCUGCAGUGGGCGGCCGUGCUCGCUGAUCCCGAUAAGCCGCUUGAGCGCGAGUUUGAGGACAUGCGGAAGAACUUAUACAAGGUCCGGUACCAGAAGAGAAAGCAACAACGGCUGAGCAGCGGGUCCGGGUUGUGGGUCGGUGACGAGGGCGAGGUGGACGAAGGAGAGGAGGGAGACCCGGAUGAUGAAGGUGGCGAUCACGACGAGGACGAGGACGAUGACGAGGAUCAGGAGGCAGCAGCAGCCGAUGUCUUGCCGGAGCGUACCCGGCUUGAGGGGUCCCGCUCUGAAGCGGAAGCGGCCGCAAGCCCCAGGCGGCGGCGCCGCUUUGACCCUUCCAGCGAUCUCGCCACGAAAGAUGAAGCGGAAGAUGUGGCUGGAACCGCUGCCGGUGGCACAGCGCCGUCACCAUCGGCGUUACGUCGUCGGCGGCCGCAUGGACUGCCACAGCCGCAGGCGCAGCGGAGACGUCGAGUUGGCCUGUUGGCGAGCUCUCAGCGAGCGCAACGGCGUCGGCGGCGAGCUCAAUGGAGCACUAGUAGCAGUAGCAGCAGUAGUAGUGCCAGCCCUUCCGUUGGCGACAGCAGCGAUGGUGGUACCCAGCAAGGAGCUGUCGAAGAAGGCGGCAUAGCGGCCGGGGGCCCACACGGAGGCGGCAGCGAACACGGCAGCCGCAGCAGCAGCCGUCGCCGCCGCAGCAGCGGCGGGGGGGCCCCGGGCGGCGGCCAGCAUUCUAGUGCUGCCGGUGGCAGUAGCAGGCUGAGAAGUGAAGUCCAUGCAAGUCCGCAGCGGGCGCAGCAGCAACAGCAGCUGCUGCUGCGACUGGCUAGUUCAGGCUCGGCGCAGGGAGCAGUUGGCGGAGCUCCUCCCGAAGGGGACGCAGCCGCAACCGGUGGGCUGGGUCCUACAGAAGAGCCUAGGCGGAUUAGUCUGUUUGGUUCGGGGCUGUCCGUACAGUCUGGUCCCGACAGGAGCGCUGUGGGGCCGUUGCAACGGAUGCGCCUCAAAUUGCGAGCUCCCACGUUGUCAAGCGCACCCCGCGACUCGCAAUCCUCUCCGCCAACGCCACGACAACAGCAGCAGCUGCCGCUGCUGCCAAAGCAGGAGAUGCUCGAUUUGCCGCCGAUGCCGCCACCACAAAUGCAACUCAUUGGACAGCAGUCGCCAACGGCCCCGCAGCCACAGCUGUCGCCUCCCCAGCGGCGGCGCGUCGAGCAGCAGGUGCUAGGCGGCGGCGGUCUGCCGCUCCCACGAUCGCGGUCGCUCCCACAGAGCCGACGUACCUUGGAAUCCCAGCAACCGCAACGGCAGCCGCAUACUCUCCUGCGCAAUCAGGAUGUAGAAGUACGGAGGCAGCAAGGGGGUUCCGGAUCUGGCGGUCAAAGUUGGCCAUUGAGGAUGGAGGAGCAGCCGCAGCAAGGGCAGUUUUGGCAGCAGCAGCAGCAGCAGCUAGCGGAGCAGUCAUCAUUGGAACGGCUCCAGCAACCACAACUACAAACGGUGCAGCCGCCGCCGCCGCGCCCGUGGUCGCAAUCCGUUAGCAACGUGCAAGAGGCGCAGCUUUCUGGGCCUCAGUUAGGGCCAUCGGGAUCCGCUUCCGCCAUGCCGUACGGCGGCGCAUCGCAACAGCGCCUGUACGAGCAGUCCCAGCCAACGCUGCAGCAGCCGCAGACGCUAUACGACGACUGGCGUUUACAGACCUCGCUGCAGCCGCUGCAUGAACGCGCACUGCAGGGCCAUCAUCGCCCGGAGGAACUCUCGCCGGCUCGACAACGGCCGCAAGGUCUUGCGGGCCAUGAAGGCCGUGUCGUGAGUGGUGAAGGCGGUGGUGGGGCCGAUUUUCGGAACGCGGCGCAAGGCGACAGCGGCAGCGGUGGCGGCGACGAUGAGGCCGCCCGGUGGCCGUCAGGUUUGCUUGCUCACGAUGCGGGUGGCGGCGGUGGAAGUGGUGGUGGCAGUGGCGCAAUGUACCUUGGGCCGCAGCAGGGCGGCCCCGGCCUGGAGCCGCCCAGUAGUCUACGAGAAGGGGGUUCAAGGGGCCUUCCUGCCUCAGGUGCCAGUCCCCCUGGCGCUGCAGCCGCUGCCCCCGCGCUGUCCACCGGCCACCCCCAGGCCCCAAUGCCACUGCCUCCGCGAUCCUCCCUGCAACAGCCGCAGCAGGAAUUCCUAGGGGCCCCUCCGCCGGGGGCCCCAAUGCCUCCGACACAGGCCACCAGACAGCUGCCGCCGCCGCAAUUUUUCCUGCCGCCGCCACAUAUGCAAUGGCGUUCCGCUCACCCUUUGCAGCUGCCGGCACAGCCACAGCCUCGGCCGCCCCGAAUGGCGCCCGACCGGCUCAGCCCCGGACCCGCGGGUCGCCCGGGUGCUAUGGGCCACCUGCUUGCGAGACACUCCUUUCCCCCGCUGGCCGCACCAGCGGCCUUGACGCCGGCCGAUUCUCGACCGGCAGCGGCCGCCUCCUUAACCCCUUUCGCUGCAGACGCGGCCACACACGCGGCAGAGCCCGACCCCUCGACAGCGAGGUCCACAUCCGACGCCGCAGCACCAACGGCAGCGACAUCGAGCUUGUACGACCAGAGCUUAUCUUCAGCUCCGGUCUCGGCCUCCAUGGUGCCCACACCCGCCGCGACGGCAGCGGCCACGGCAUCAUUCUCGACGCAGAUGGGCCCUCCAAGCGCUCUCAGUAUCGCCGUUGAGUCCCGUCGACAACUCGCUCUGAGUCAGCGCUUGCAACAACAGCAACAACAACAGCAACAACAAGCUCUGGCGGCUCACGCCCACGCGCAGCAACUCCAGCUGCAACAACAGCAGCAGCAGCAAGCGCAAGCACAGGCUCAGCAGCAGCUGUUCCAACAGCAACAAGCGGUACAUGCGCAGCGGCAAAUGCAGGCGCAGCGGCUGGCCACGCAGUCGCCGCAACGGCCACUAAGCCCACAGCAGGCCCAGGCCCAGGCCCAGACGCAGCUCAUGUUGCUCGAACGGCGAAGGCGGCUUGCGGAACUGCGCGGCAUGGAAUCUACGGCGGCUCCAAUGGGACCGGCCGCUACCGCAGCUGGCGGUGGCGCGACCGCCACCCCGGGCUCCCUCGCCGGCAGCGUCAUGGGAUCCCCCCUCAGCAUGUCCGCACCCACGCAGCUGUACUACCACCCGAGCGGCCUAGGGUACCCUUACGCACCGCACAAUGAACGCCCCAUGUAUCCUUCGGCCGCGUCUUUGGAACGCUCAAAUAGCGGUAGCGAGCGAGAGAGGAGUACCUGGGCUGAGGGCCAACGUUCCGGAGCAACGGCAGGGGCAGGGACAGGGACUGCAGCAGCGCCCGGCAGCCUGGGAUCUAUAGGCAUUGAGGGCGGCCCCUCGGGUGUUGGCGGGGGGGGCGGCGGCGGCGGCGCACCAGCGCCUGGCGGCGCGGCGGCGCAACCGCAGUGGCACCAACAGCCGCAGCUACAACUUCCUCCACCUAUGCACUAUCAGCAGCAGCAGCACCAUCAGCAGCAGCAGCCGGCACAGCACUACCAGCAGCCGCUGUCGCAGAGGGAGCGGGCUCUCCUGGCCCUGCACUCCGUGGAGCCGCUGCGCGCGCCCGGCCCGGGCCUACCGCCGGAUCCAACACCCCAUCAGCAUUUUCAACCGCCUCAGCAGUCUCUGCUCCGAGGUGCCGAGGUGAUGGCGCCGGGUCCUCCGCCACCGUCAAUGGCCUCGCAGCACGCCGCCUUUCCCGGAGUGGUCGCGAGGCGGGGAAGUGCCGACCCAAGGGAUAGCCCAGCGGCCGGGGGCAGUGUUGGGGUUCCGACCAUUGAGCCGUCGGCGGCGGCAACGGCGGCGGCGAUAGGUCAUGAAUAUCGUACACGUACCGUCAGCCAUUCGGCCGGCAGCGGCGGUGCCGCAAUGCUCAGUUUACCGUCCGAACAUAUUGCACCGACGCCUAUGGCCGCCGGCGCCGGCGGCGGCGGCGCCGAAGCGGCUUUCGACGUCAUUAGCUCGGCCACGGCACGGCGUGAGGACAUCGACAGCGCCAUUGGCAGCAGGUCCGUGGCACAGCUCGGUUCAGCCCCCGCAACGACGCCUGUCCGCGGCGGUAUCGUCAGUGCCGCAGAAACCCUUGAGUCCCAGUUGAGUCCUGGCGGUGGCGGCGGCGCCGGGGGCUCCGGAGCCGCGUUGUCAGAGCGCCAAAGCCAGUGCCAGGCGGGCAUCUCUCUGCCCGCUCACCCUGACCACCUGGGUACUGAGACCGGCCACAUUGCGGCUGCCGGCGGGGAAGCUGAAGCCGCAAAUGAGACUCCUGCCGUCGCGGCGGCUGGGGCGGCGGCAUCCAGCAUCGGCGGACACGACGGCGGUGGCGGUCGCGGUUCCGCUCCCACAGCGGCCAAUCUGCAUCCCUCUUCACCGUUGCACCCCAUGGGCCUAUCCGCAACAAGCCAAGUCCUACAUCUGCCGCCACCGGCGCCGCAAAUGCCGGUCAUGCCGUCGGUCACUGAUGCACCGCCACUACCGCCGCCGCCACCGAUGCCGCCAUUUGGCGGCCCCAGCGGAAGCCCACUGGCGUUGAAGCUUUUGUACGACACCUGGUCCGGCAGCCCUAUGGACUCGUCUGGGCGCUUGGGUGCUCCACGUGUGAGGUCCGCUCCGUCAGGCCUCUUGCAGUCGGCCGGGGCCCCGGGGGGGGCCCUCGGAGCGGGGCCGGGGCCGUCGGACAGGCAACUCGGGGUGGCGGGGCAGCUGCCUUCCUGGGGCGGGGCAGGCAGCGCCGGCAUCAGCGGGGACGACCUACCGACCCACGGGUCAUUCGGCGACAUGUUGGCCGUGUUCGGUGACGCCCAGGUGCAAGAGGAGGAAGCUGGUGGCGUCGUCGUCCUCGGGGACGUCGCCUCUGUGGGCCCAGGACACCGCGACGUGGUAGCAGUGGCAGCAUUCACCGCCGCCGCGGCAGUUGCCAUGCUGGGGAGCCAGCAGCAGCAACAUCACAGCCCGCAAGGCUGGCAAAGGGAUCCGGGGUACGGAGGAGCCGCCGCCGCUGCCGCUUCCCCUGCCGCCGCUGCCGCUGCCGCAACCACCAUCACCGUAGCAUUGGGUGCAACCUGGCCCCCUCAGGCACGACCGCGGCAGCAACAGCAACCGAGGGUGCUAUUUGGCGGCCGUAGCGUCGCCGUCAGGCCCAAAACGUUUAGCGGCCUCGGUCCUUCUUCGCGGGCACCAGCUUGUUUCGGGUAG
Volvox carteri f. nagariensis is the source of this 5490-nucleotide messenger RNA. RefSeq names its product RWP-RK domain-containing transcription factor. Lineage: Eukaryota; Viridiplantae; Chlorophyta; Chlorophyceae; Chlamydomonadales; Volvocaceae. The transcript is spliced from 8 exons. Bases 1 to 5490 code for a protein of 1829 amino acids. Gene Ontology annotation, molecular function: DNA-binding transcription factor activity. The record is from RefSeq and is a predicted model, not a curated record.